Physcomitrium patens is the source of this 3199-nucleotide messenger RNA. The record is from RefSeq and is a predicted model, not a curated record. Lineage: Eukaryota; Viridiplantae; Streptophyta; Bryopsida; Funariales; Funariaceae.
CGCGAUGUGAGUUCAUCCUUCUCGAGCGAUGCGGGUUGGGGUUCGCCAGCAGUAGAUACAGAUUGAAAAGCUGCCCUACAAAAAGAAAUUGACUGUGUCAGUUUUUUGUCUGCAUGAAAUAGUUGUUAUGAAGUUGUAGAUUGUGUAUUGGCGUUGAUUGUGCUGUGUGAGGGGGACUCAUGCGAAAUAUUGAAAAAGCAUCUUUCAAUUACAUCUUAACUUUGAAAUAUGAAAAAAUUGGCAGGGGAGGAUUCGACGGUCAUGUUCGAAGCAAUGGUCACUUUGAAGUAGUAUCUACUUUCAACGGCUUACACUCUGAUGAUAGCUUCCACAAGAUACACUGGAAAUCAUCCUGUGCAAUAUGCUAGCGUGGUUGUCUAGAAGAGGCAUUUUGUGGAGAACGUAGAAUGUGCUAGCGGUGCAAGGAAUAUGUGCAUAUAUUCAGAAGCUGCUGAUUGGAUUCUUAAUACCACCCUUAUUCUUUUCCAGAUUUUUGAAAGCAGUACCAAUUGUGCAACGUGACGUGUCAAGCACAUCUGUGUAUGGUUUGUCGAGGUUCAGUGGUAAAUCUUGACACAUCCCUGGUUACGCAAGCAGUUUAGGAUCAAGUUAGCAGCGGAGCAAGUUUUUGAUGCUGUGGCGGUGAGGGGAGGGGGGUUGUAUUCGCCUUGAUUCCGUCUAUUCCCACUUUUUAACGCCGUCCUUUUUAUCUAAUCUCUCCCCCUCCCCUUUAUGAUCAAGGGAGCAGCGGAGCAAGUUUUUGAUGCUCUGGCGGCGAGGGGAGGGGGUUAAUAUUCGCUUUGAUUCCGUCUUUUCCCACUUUUUAACGCCCCCCUUUUGAAGUAUCUCUCACCCCCCCCACAAAUACUUGAAAUACAGACCACCACCAUUUUACGGUAUUGACAUGAGAUUUUUAGUGACUAGGUUUGCAAAAGAGUUUGUUCGGUCUUACGUUAUCUUGGUAGUUCAAUUUUGUUCUUUUACGACAUUGAGGAGGCCAAACUAACUGUAUAAUGUAAUUUUGGACAGUCCACAACAGCAAGGGUUUGAUCUCAACGAAUGAGGUGGUGGUGUGUGAGUAAUCAUGUGCUUUAGGAAACUACCCUCGGUGCCUUCUCGUGUGAUCUUCCAAUUUAUAACUGAAGGUUGCGCAAAGCAGGCGUGUACUGAAGCGACGAAAGUUUGUUAGUCGGGUAAUAGAACACUGAGGUUGCGUCUAUCUCAGUGUUAUUCAAGCUCAUAUCACUUUCCUUGAUUAUUUUGCUGGGAUGGCCGCAUCGCAGCGGCUUGGGGUCAGAUCUUGGUGGUCACAAUUCUCUUCCUCAGCGACGCGCAUUAAAAGCGCGCCCCCUCUGUUUGGGAAUGGCACUACUCAUUCCAAGCGAUUAGGAGGAAUCUCCUCUGAUGGAGGCCUUAGUCGCAAAUUGGGGUUAGCGGAUCUCAUUCUUCUUGGAAUCGGAGCAUCUAUUGGGGCGGGGAUUUUCGUUGUAACGGGCACCGUAGCACACGAUGCAGGCCCAGCUGUCGUGGUAAGUUUUGCACUGGCAGCAACUGCGUGCGUCCCUAACGCCCUCAGCUAUGCGGAACUUUCCAGUCGGUUUCCAGCCCUCGUAGGGGGUGCUUAUAUGUAUUCCUAUUCCACAUUUAAUGAGCUUACGGCGUUUUUAGUUUUCUGUCAUCUUAUGUUGGACUAUCACAUUGGGGCGGCAAGCAUCACCCGUAGCCUUGCAAGUUAUCUGGUAACCUCACUUCAGAUUUUUCCGAUUGUGAAAGCUCUGCCACCAUGGGUAGGACCAGGAGGUCUCGAGCUGUUUGGUGGUGCGCUGUCCAUAAACGUAAUAGCGCCUUUGUUACUGGUUGGGCUGACUAUCAUUCUAUGUCAAGGUGUCAAAGAAUCAAGUGUGGUGAACGAUGUCAUGACUAUAGCGAAGGUUUCUAUAGUGCUGAUGGUUAUUGCGGUGGGAAGUUUCGAAGUUGAUACAUCAAAUUGGACACCUUUUACACCGAAUGGGUUGACGCCUGUAAUCACUGGGGCGACGGUAGUCUUUUUUGCCUAUGUGGGGUUUGAUGCCGUUGCGAAUUCUGCGGAGGAGUGUAAAAACCCACAGCGGGAUUUGCCUAUAGGCAUACUCGUGAGCUUAUUCGUAUGUGCAGGUUUGUAUGUGGCAGUCUGCUUUGUGGUCACUGGUAUGGUGCCCUAUAUCAACCUUGGGGGUGAUGCCCCGCUUGCUAAUGCUUUUAUGGACAAGGGAUUAAACUUUGUCAGCAUCCUCAUCAGUGUGGGUGCUGUUUGUGGCUUGACCACUACGGUUCUUGUCGGCCUAUAUGUGCAGUCCCGAUUGUACUUGGGUCUGGGACGAGAUGGUUUGCUGCCUGCCUUUUUUGCGAAGAUUGAUGCUCAUCAUCAGACGCCUGUGACAGCUCAAGUAUGGGUUGGUAGCGUGGCAGCUAUUUUGGCAGGGUUUUUUAAUGUCAGCCAUCUCUCGCAUAUUCUAUCGGUUGGUUGCCUGGCCUCUUACUCCAUUGUAUGUGCGUGCGUGGUCAUGCUACGCAUAAACACUGAGAAUCAAUGGCAGGAUGGGGAGGACCAGCUGCCACAGAAGGGCCUUACCCGGUGGAACGAAGCUGUACUCUGUAUGUUGGGUAUAAGUUUGUGUGGGUUUUUGGUGGGGUUGUGUUAUAGGACGGGCGGCCCAGUAACCUAUGAGAUAGUUUUGUUGGUGAUAAUGGGAUUACUAUUAAUACCACUGCUCACUCGCCAGGAGUACAGGCGGCCAUCUGGGUUUGCAUGCCCUUGGGUUCCUCUUCUACCUGUGCUGAGCAUCGGGUUUAAUAUGUUUCUUUUUGCUCAGCUGCACUGGGAAGCUUGGGUAAGGUUUGGCGUUGUCACAGCAAUAGCAGUACUGGUGUAUGCAUUCUAUGGCCAGUAUAAUGCUACCACCAACGCAUCAAGUGGCGAGCACUCGCCUUUGUAUCACCAAGCUUCUGUUGAGGACUUGGAUACUUAAUUCGAGGAUCUAGCGUAAUAUUGAAGUACUUCAGUCUCUCAAAAAUUGUUUUACAGUUUAGGCAUAAUAUUUGGUUAGGUUAUUGUUUUGUAAGGACACAAUCUUUGUUUCAAGUGACUUAGUGAUGAAAAAUACUUCACGCAUAUUUAAAUUAUUUCAAUAAAAUAUUAGCAAAAAGAUUUGACAAUGUA